Molecule: messenger RNA, 1834 nt
Organism: Oreochromis niloticus (Nile tilapia)
Lineage: Eukaryota; Metazoa; Chordata; Actinopteri; Cichliformes; Cichlidae
Gene: atp6ap2
Product: ATPase H+ transporting accessory protein 2
Exons: 9
Coding region: 82-1170 (362 amino acids)
Biological process (GO): positive regulation of Wnt signaling pathway
Cellular component (GO): external side of plasma membrane; membrane
Molecular function (GO): signaling receptor activity
Source: RefSeq, a predicted model, not a curated record
CCAGCAGGCGGCGGUAGCGCACGUGAAGUCCUACAGGAGGGAGACGCAGGUCAGCUGAUCGCUGCAGUAGAGGAGAGAGAGAUGUCUGUGAAGAUCUUGCGAAGGAUGGAGUCUGUUUUUACCGUCACUUUGACCUUCUACUGCCUGUUCACAGUCGGUGUCCAUGGAGACAGCUUCACUGUGCUGCAGGCUCCAGAGUUUGUGUCCUUCCAGAAAGGUGACUGGCCGGUUUCUGGAGAGAAGAUUCCUGACCUGGUGGCUUUAACCAUGGGCUUCUCAGUUCAAGAGGAUCUAUCGUGGCCAGGCCUCCAGGCUGGUCCAUUGUUCCAGCGGCCCCGGGCCAACGUUCUUGUGGUGGUGAGAGGAGUAGAUAGCCUGGCUCUGCCUCAGAGCGUGGCCUCAUAUCCCCUGGAGAAUCCCGUUCCCUUCACCCUGGAUAGUGUUGCAGAGACUGUGCACUCUUUGUUUGCUGAGGACACCCCUGUAGUCCUCCAGCUGGCCCCCAGUGAGGAGCGGCUCUAUAUGCUCGGCAAGGCCAAUGCUGUGUUCGAGGACUUACCCGUCACGUUGCAGCAGAUCCGGGCCCGUCUGUCCCAGGAUGGCUCUGUGCUGUCUUCUCUUCCCCUCAACUCCCUCAGCAGAAAUGCAGAGGCCGAUUUGCUCUUCCUGUCCGAAGUCCAAGUGCUGCAUGAUAUCACCGCUCUGCUGCAGAGACACAGACAUUUGGCUAAGGACCACUCCCCUGACCUGUAUUCGUUGGAGCUGUCUGGCUUGGAGGAGCUGAGCCGGCUCUAUGGUCCAGACUCCCCUCAGUACCGCGACGCCACGGCCCUUCUCGCUUCUGUCCUUCAGAAGUUUGGGCAGGAUGUGUAUGGUCUCUAUGGCAACAGCUCUGUGGUGGAGGUCGUUACAGUGAAGGCCUUUGAAGCUCCUUUAACCAGGAAGUCGCGCUCAAUACUGGAAUCCAGACAGAUUAGUAACCCAGGCAGCCCUUACAACCUGGCUUACAAGUACAACUUCGAGUACGCCGUGGUCUUCAACAUCGUGCUGUGGCUCAUGAUCGUUCUGGCACUCGCUGUCAUCGCCAUCGCUUACAACCUGUGGAACAUGGACCCGGGCUACGACAGCAUCAUCUACAGGAUGACCAAUCAGAAGAUCAGGAUGGACUAAGUCCUGCCUGUCAAAUCUCCUGCUGUCCCCUUAGAGCCCUCUAGUGAAUGUUUGUGUUUUGUGUGAGGUCUCAUUUAGUGAAUAAACUGUGAGAGUCUUGAUGGGAGGAAGACCGUAAUACCGCUCACUUCUUUGUUUACAACUCUGGCUACAGAACCUACAAAAAUAUUAACAUUUCGUUAGCGGCUCCUCAGUUUAUCUACAGUGGUAUCGUUCUUCAUGUCCUGGGUGAACAAACUGAGACUUCCUCUCUACAAACUCACAGCAUUCCUUAUAAAUUUAACCCCUCACUCUCUGUGUCUCAUCUGUUUUUCUUGGUGAUUGAAGUUGUUUUUUGUUGUUGUUGUGGUUGUAAAAAAUACAUUGUAAUAUGAAAGAAUGAGAUUUAUCUGGUUUCUCUGUAAAAUUGUUGUGCUUUUGUGGGAAACAGUUUUAAGUUAAAUGAAAUUUUAUGUGUAUAUAUUGAAUAUACAAAUGCAACUGUAUGAGAAACGGCUGUGCUCUUGUAAAAAGAUGUCAAGUAGACUUCAGCGUGCUUCUAUUCUAGAUUACAGACGUGUUGGGACACAAAUACUUGAUCUAAAUGUUGCUUAUUAGGAUUGGAUACGAAUAAAUGAAGCUCUGUAAACUGCAAUAUGUGAAUGACAAUAAAUUAUUAAAUGGA